Molecule: messenger RNA, 20932 nt
Organism: Anthonomus grandis grandis
Lineage: Eukaryota; Metazoa; Arthropoda; Insecta; Coleoptera; Curculionidae
Gene: jing
Exons: 10
Coding region: 894-3227 (777 amino acids)
Biological process (GO): regulation of transcription by RNA polymerase II
Cellular component (GO): ESC/E(Z) complex
Source: RefSeq, a predicted model, not a curated record
CUGCAAUAUUCAGAAUAAUUCAGAACUUGAUGUCUUUAAGCUUGUCUAGUUCUCUAUAUGCUUGGCUCUAUUACUAGUUUUUAGUUUAUUUUUAAUUUUGUUUUACAUUCGCUUUAAGCUUAUUAGCAACUUAAUUUCAAUAGUAGUUUAAUUAUUCUGAUUUCUGAAUUUGUUGGACCGUACAUAAUUGAAUGUUAAGUAGUGACCUUAGAUUCAAUAUAUGCACAAACCUAAUUAUUUGUUACAGUUGUACUUAUGAGGAAUUCCUUCGGUAAAUUAUAAAAUAAACCAUAACGUACCCCGCACACCCAACCCAGCGUGUAGUGUCAACAGACCCAUUAUAUAAACCAGGGAAAUAUUUUCUAAGAACGGUUGUAUGCAAACAUCCUAUAAAAGUGUCGUAAAGCAAUAAAAUCCGAGUCAGAACUUUGUAGCGUUUAGCUUUAUUAUGGACGAUCUCUUCAACAUUUUGACUUUUGCUUUGGGAUUUGUAAAGAAAUUUAUUUCUCAAUUGCUUCUUGAAAGGUAAUUUGGGAUGGAUUUAUUUAUUGACUCGUGUUAUGGGCCCAACUAAAAAAGCACUAAUAUUAAGGUAAAAAUAUAGCAUAAUCUAAAUAGACAUGGUUCUUACCUUUUUUUUAUUUCUAAGAUGGGCUCUUUUAGGCACCGCCUAAUGUGCUAAUAUUAUUUGUCCAUUAUUAGUUAAUUCGAUCCAGAACAAAUUAUGCUGCUCCAUUAUUAUUUAUAGAUUCCCUUGAAUAAUAAUUUAAAAUUUAAGUUGCACUAGUACUAAGCUCUAGUAUGUCAUAAUCCCAAUGGACACGACUUACAACUUCUUUGAUUCGUAGGUCGCCUCGUCUUUUAUUAGCUCUCUGUUGGGCACUCCCAGGACAAUGGUUUUUACUUGUACUGGUGGAUUAUUUGUUGAAAGUGGUGUUGCGGUUCUAAGCUGUUCAGAUUGUAGUGGGAGCAGUACAGCAUCGAGUGACAUUACCGACCCCGGAUCCCCGUUUAGCACUGCCUCAAACCACUCUGAGGACUCCGGGAACGGAACGCACGCCGCCAAAAUGCCGCCCGCCCAGUCCGCCCAUCACCCGCACUGGCCUUGGGCCGCCCAUCAAGCGGAAGACGUAGGAGACGAAGGAGGUAAAGGAGGAUCACCUGUCAAACGAACGCUUAAUGAAAAGAACACUGCCUAUAGUAAGAGAGCGAAGAAUUGCGAGGAGUCGACUGUCAAGAAACAGCUGACUGCGUGUCUGAAUGGUGUGAAAAGUGGAGUGCAGGGAGCGAAAAGUAUGAAUGUUUGUAACAAUAAUUACAAAGGAGCCAAGAAACCUGUCGCCGAACUUAACAGUUCAAAAAUGCAACAAGGAAAAAUAACCGAGUACUUUAAAACUCAAACGAAAUCCGGACUGAGAAAGGACAUAUUAAAAAUUAAGAGUCUCCGUACAGAGGUUCAAGCCCACCAGAUAGUGGUCAAUUCAGCUUUAAAUAAGAGCCAGUGGAAGGUGAAAGCUACGAAACGAAUGCUAGUGGACAAGCCGAGGAAAUACUCGUCUACGCCAAGAAAAAUUCUUCCAGCUCCAAACAAACUGCCAGAAGCCCUUCCAGCUAACAAUCCCCUGCCUAAUAUUCAUCCGUUUGCCCCUACCAUGACCCUGACAGCAGUUAGUUUUCCUCCUAAUUUAACUUAUAUCCCCACAAAAACAGCGAAGCCGGCGGAUAAUAUUUUUGUGCCACAGUUUGCAGCUAUCAGUAACGAUAAGACCCAAACAUGGAGCAACCUAAUCAGCCGCCAACCAGCCACCACCUGCCUGCCCGUACCAGUACAAAAAAUCGCAACCCUAAAUGCCAACUUGAUCAAAGUCAAUGCAACGGUAGUGCCUAUGGUAACAUUGAACGCCUUAGCCAGACCGCCCUCCACCACGACAAACAUCGCCGCCGCCGCAAACGUCACUUUAAGUGUCGACACUGCCUUACCCACGGUGUUGCCGGCGAGGCCAAAAGUGUUGCCGGACAACACCGCCUCGUGCUUCAGCACCUUUGGAAAGCAAUAUAGUAAUAGCAGUAGUAGUAGUAGUCCUACUGAGGUACAAACGGCGUCGUAUGUCAAUGGUGGUCAAACCGAGGAGCCUUAUAGGACCGAAGAGUGCCAGACGCAUCAAGAGGAACAGCCGAGCGAGCCUCCUGACGUCGGGAGGAAGGAGGGAGCAAGUCCAUGUUGGAGUGAAGGCAAUAACCCAGAACGAAUACCAGAACAAAAGUCUCCAUCGCCCGACUCGGAUAGCGGAUUUUCCAGUAGGGGAAGCCUGGAAAUAAGCGUCGAUGAACCGAUUACAGUGGAACCCAAAAAAUCACCCAUUUUGUCACAACCAAAGACAAUCAGGUUUCCUCUGAUAAAGCCAAGGAAAAUCGACGAUGGCCGGGAGUUGGGGAAAAGUCCAGCUCAUUCGAACGACAGUAGAUGUCGCUGGAACGACUGCGUUGCACAAUUCGACACCAGUGGUGCCUUAUUGGAACAUCUUCAGGUAAAACAUGUGAUAUCUCAAUCCCAAGAGAAUAAGGAACAGUAUUUGUGCUUGUGGAGAGGCUGCAAGGUGCAUGGAAGGACGUCGUGCUCAAUCUCCUGGCUGGAGAGGCACGUGUUGGCACAUGCCGGGACCAAACCGUUUCGAUGUAUCGUCGAUGGCUGUGGACAGAGAUUUAAUUCUCAACUUAUGUUAGAACGACACGUAAACAACCAUUUUAACUCAGAUGGCACCCAAAACACCAACACAAAGAAAUCAGUGGAGAACGGUCCUGUAAAGUUAUUUAAAAGGAACGGCCGUAUAAUUAGGUUUAGGCGGCAACCUUGGUCAGCUCGUAUGUUCGAUUUCAUCGACCCCGGAAUCAUGGAGGGUCUACAGCACCGGUUGCUGUGCAUGACUCAGGUGCGCACCUUAGGUCAAAUCGGUAGCGCGGGCGAAGUUGUGCAACUCCGAAGUGAAAUUUUGGCAAGAAGGACCGACUCUAAGGGUGCGAAACAUUUGCUGGUUAGGUGGCAUCCCCAAGAUGUUGCUCCAGACGAAUGGGUCGUUGAAAAAGAGUACAAACCAACAAAAGCUCUCCCGAUCCCGUCGCUGAGCCCAAAAUCCCGAGAAGCGUUAGGCCCCAGCCUGUUCCCGGAAAAUCAGAAGAUCGUUGGGCAAAAACACAGGAGGAAGCCCCUCAAAUCGACGUCGACGUGAUAGCAACUUAGUAGAUAAGUAGAUACCGAGACCGGUUUUGUACAUAAAGUAUUUUCGUUGCCUCCGUUAUUUUGGUUAUAUAGUCUUGGACCUGUAAAAAAGUUUCAAAAUUAGACCAAAAGAGACGCGUUUCCCUUUUAUAUAGUUUUUUAUAAAAUAACAAUAAAUUAUAGUAAAAGCGCCUUGAGUAAUACUAUACUACUUUCAUAGAAGCUGCCGUGAUUAAUAUUAAUCACAGUGAUCGUUUUUCUUAUAAAAUAAUAUAAAUCGAGAAGAGUUGGCACCAGCAGCUUUUUCCUAAUUAAUCGUAUUAUUUAGGCUGAAAAUCAAAACCAAAAAAGUAUUUUUCAUAAUAGGCAUAAAGAAAAUUAGUAAUCUCUUUUAACCGGUGCGAAAAUUGUGCUUUUUGAAUUAAGAGGAAAUCUACCGAAAGCGAAAGUAAUUUGCCUAGACAAGCAAUAUCAAAAUAAUCAGUUAAAAUUAGGUAGUUUUUAGGUAGUAGUAUACUUUGAGAUAUGAAAUAAAUGACUCACAGCUCAGAUGUUUUCCGAAAUUAACAGAAAUUUGGUUAUUUUAAAUGUAUGAUACGCCAAGGAAUUAUCGCUAGUGGCGUGCCCUCAUGAAUUUAUCGCAUAAUACCUUCAGUCCCUAGUCAGCUGUGUUGUUAUUGCUACCUUUAACACCCUAAUUACUGCUGUUUGUUUUUUUUUUAAACUUUAUACUUAAAGCAAAAAACGGAUUGGAAAUUCCUGAAAAUGCUUAAUUGUGCAUAUUCUCUAUGCCUUAAUAUUUCAUUUGUAAAUUGUGCACAAAAAUUAUAAAAUACUUACACUUUUAUUUAUCGAAGUUAACAGAAACCACCUAAAUAGGGCAACGUUAAUACUAUGACAUGGGAUUAAUAGAACUUAAUCUAAAAAUGAACCUAAUUAAGAAUAUUGACUAUAAAAAAUAUACAGUAAUUUCUGGUAGAACCGGAUGCCCUAUAAUCGCUUUAUAUAACAAAAUAUAUUAAAUAUACUUUGCUAAUACAAACUUUAUAUACUUAAUAGAUGUUAAUGCUUUUAUUUUAAAUUAAUAACAAACUUGAGUUAAGCUGGUUGCCUAUAUAAAUCUCAAAAUGCAGGAUAGGCAACUUUCCAAACAAAGGGGUUCACGUGUAAUAAAGUGGGUAAUGAACGUAGUAUACUUAUAUAUCGUUGCCAAAUUUUUCUAUAUAUUUUUUUGAUAUUGCUUGUUUACACAAGGUGUUCAUAAACAUAAUGGUUAAAAAUUUAAAUUUCUCAAAUCUCAGAUAUUCGGUACACCCGACUGAUUUCCACUUGACGCAAAAACAAAAAUUCUUAAUUUUCAUACCCCUUUAAAUGUUGAAACCUAAUUUUUCAAGUCGCUUAUUAUGAAAAAUAAUGCACAUUACUAGUGUCAAAACGGCGGUAAAAAGUUGACAUUAAACUCGUCAUAAAUAACCGUCUUUUUUACCCUUGUUAUGUGACAUAUUAUAUCUUUUACCUGACAAAUUUUCGAAAGACUGCUUACUUUAUUAGAUAUUUAAAAUUAUGUUUUUAAGACUGCAGAGCAUUUUUAGGGUUAAUUUUAAAAUGAAUGGGUUAAAGCUGCUGCUGCACCGAAUUACACGGAUUUUAUCAUACAAAAACUACUAAAUUAGAUGUUAAUUACUAGAAAGCGCACAACUAUAAUGCAGUAAGUAAAUUAUUACACAAACAUUAUCGGAAAAUUGCAAAUUUAAAAAUGAUGUGCAACCUGGUUUUUGUACGAUAAAUGAAAUUGAACUUGAUAAACUGGUGGUUUCGAUAAUGAAUUUGGUGCGAAUAUUUAUUGGGUUUUUGUUUUUUAAAUGAAAACAUUUCCGUUGUGAAAUUAAAACCAGAGCAAAAUAACAUUAUCGGCAAUUUUAAAUGGAUAAUUCACUGUUUGGAAUUGCGUUUGAUUUAAUUUUUGGUAUUUUAAGAAAAUUAGGUUUAAAUUAUAACCAUUGCUUUAUAAUUUUUUAUAAUUAAUAAAAUCGAGUGUUUUUUGUCAUUUUUUGCUUAAAAUGAGUAAAUAUCUUUUAUUUUCAUAUAUGACAUGAAUAAGAAAUUUUAAAUAAAAGUGUUAAUUUAUAUUUUUAAAUUAAAAAUUAAAGUAAUUAAAUGCAAGCUUAGUAAUUACUUAUCAACUAUCUAGUAUUAAUUUAAAUAUCUUAUGUUUGAAUACUUGGAUAAUAAAAUACUAAGAUAUCUGAAUGGUAAAUCAAUUAAUUGGCCUUAAAUACUAAAAUCCGGUAAAUUCUCCAAGAUGAUACAUUUCUACGAGGUGGUUCUUGGAAGCGGAAAUUUAUAAUAAUGUUGUUAUUUGGCAACUAUGAAUUGUGGGCUGUGGAUUGUUUUGUUAAAUUAUCUGUCACUGUAUGUCAGUAACUAUAGAGUAGGUAGUCACCCGGUGAGCAACGUGCUUUUGUGAUUAAACCGUAUACAAUCGUAUUACGAAAGAGUUCCUUCGGCUUAUGCUAUAAAGGAAUCAGUACCUAAAUUUGAAAACAUAGGUUCAGCUGUGUCAAACAUAAGAGACCAAGAAGUACAAGAAUGCCUGAGAACGUCGAUCGCGUUGGAGAAUCUGUAGAGCACGGUCCAAAACGUUCAACACGAAAACGAGCUCAGAAAUUAAACAUAAGUAAGACUCUUUUACUUCGAAUAUUGCACAAAUAUCUCAAUUUUUACGCAUAACAAAUUCAAAUAAUCCAAGCAUUAAAACAACCGGACAUCCUAAAUCGUCUACGUUUUGCUGAAACUUUCCUUAAAGAUGAGAUCGAUAUUCAUUGAUGGAAGUACGAGGGGUACUUCCAUUUAUCUGGCUACACCAACAAAAAAUAUGCCAUCACUGGAGUUUGGAAAAUUCGCAAAAGCUCCACGAAAAACCGUUAUACAGCCCAAAGGUAACAGCAUGGUGUGCGAUAUCAUCAAUGGGAUUUAUCGGUCCCUACUUUUUUGAAGAUGAAAAUGAUAACAUUCUCACGUUCAGUUCCGAGCGUUAUACUAAUAUGAUUAAUCAUUGUUUGAGUCAGCAAUUAAACAGAAUGCCACACAAUAACCAAUCGUGGUUUCAGCAAGAUGGUGCUACUUUACCUACCACAAGAGUGGCCCAAAGAUUAUUUGCGACACACGUUCCAGACGAAGUGAUAUUGACUGGCCUGCAAGGUUACCAGAUAUAACGGCUUGCGAUUACUUUUUGUGGGGCCACCUGUAAAAAGCAAAUGGUCUUCAUUGCUAAACCAAGAAGCAUUCAUGAGCUGUAAAACAAAAUAUUAAAGAUAUUGCUAAUGGUCCCGUUGAUAUGUUGCAUAGGAUUAUGAACAAUAUUCACAAAAGGCUUCAAGAGUGUAUUGAGAGAAGGGAAGGCUAUUUAACUGAAAUUAUUAUUCAAUAAUAAAAAUAGCAUAUAACUAGGUUUUUAUUGUUUUUCUGUCUUUUAUUUAAAUGAAAUUAGUAUUAAAAUCUUAAGGUAAUCAAAACAUCCCGCUCCCAAGGACCCACUUGGAUAUGGCUACCCUGUUCUACAGAAAGUACAACAGUCAACUUUGGGCAUCUCAUAUCAUUUAAGAAAAGACUCUCAUAGGCGCCGAUUUUAGACUUUAGAAGGAAAUAUUUUUUUGUUACUCUUGAGCAUCAACUCCCUAGCGGCAGUAAGACUUAAAAUCUUAAGUAGAAAGAGGGGUCAAAUGAUACCCUAAUUUUAAGAAGAGUUUUAGCUAGAUUAUAACUCCCUAGUUUUAUAUCAGUACUGUCUCCAUAGUGGUGACCUUUUAUUACGAUUGUUGUUUUCUUAAAACUAACUAGUUAGUCAAGUAAAUGCUGGAAAUGCUGACGCGAAACCACCAUAUAAUAGUGGAGGAUUAGUUCUAAAUGCUUGUGCAGUGAUUUAAUAAAAUUCAUCAGUUAUCUGCUGUCGCCGAUCUUCUAAUGAUGUGGACUGUUUGGCAUACUUUUUUAAGUCUUAUAAAGAAUUUACAGUAUUAGACCCGGAGAACGUAGGCUCAAUACUUCUUCUUUUGAUUCAUUGACCUUUGAUCGAAAUACAAAGAAUCUGUGCAAAAUAAGGUGGUGCAAAGUCUUACUGGAAUAUUAAGUUAUUUCUUUGUACUGGUUCUCAAUCAACUCACUAAUUCCGGAUAAAUAACAUUUUCUAAUAACUCUAAAUAUAUUUCUGCUGUUAAAUUUCCAGCUAAUAAAACGGACUAAUUAUACGGUUACCAAAAUGCCAGCUCAAACAUUUGCAGUUUCUCCUCAUGGAAUAUUUUGGGAUAGGAAUCGAACCAGGAACAACAGUUUUAUUGACGAUUCACCGCAUAAUUAAAAAAGUGCAUUCGUCAGAAAAUACACGCUGAUGCGAGGUAUUCCUCGUUCAGUCAUAAUUUCACAUAAUUCCACCCGCCUAUUAAAAUCGUUUUCUUUAUGUUGUUUCGGAUCUGUUUUGUAUGGAUAAAAAUUAUGUUUUUUCAAUCUUUUCUGAUUGCUAAUUCUCUUAACCCUUUUAAUCACCAGUUUAUCUUGAUAUAUCAUUUGUCAGAUGACUUAUGACAUGUCGUUGACAUGCGACAUAAAAAGCUAAUGUUGUUUAGUAUAUUGGAUCUUAUUUUCUUCGGCUAUGCUAUCCUCAAGCUGAAGAUUUGUUUGUUUAGUAGAAACUUUGGGUGGAUUUAAAUCAGUGGUUUCGGUUGUUAUCUGUUUUUCAAUUAAUGCAUCAUCUCAUCUAUGUCAUCUAUUUCGCAUUCACUAUCGAACUCUAAGCAAACAUCGUUUGGAUUUCCGCAAUACAUCUUUAUUAUCCGAUAAACCCAAAUUUCACAUUUCUCGCCUUAGGAAGAAGAAACAUUUUCUAUUUUUUUAUGUAUAGUAAGUAAAACAAUUGGUUAGCUUCUAUAUCCCCAAGUAAUAUUAUCCAUUUAAAUGAACAUACAUUCUAAUGUAUGUCAUUUUAUAAGAUGGUGACAUUCUUGUACUCACUGUGGAUUCUUAAACAACAUAUUCUAAAAACGCUCUUCAUUUACUACAAGAUUUUCCAUUUUACGUUUUUGUUAGGUACUGAUUCUGUCCAAGCCUCUUUUCGUAAAUAACGUUGAGAAAGUCCAAAAUUGCCUGUUUCGUUUACAAAUUCGCUACAAAGGCCAUCUUGUAUAAUUUAAUAAGUUUUUUUAUAAAUAUUUAAAAACUACGAUUUUAAAUACGAUAUGUUACUAAAGAAAUAUAUAUAAACUUUUAUUAAUUUAAAAUUAAAUUUAUUAUUCAUUCUUAUAAAACUUAAUACUUAUUAGUGGGCAACAUCUUGGAGUUGUAAUGCUAGGUUGCCACAAUAACUAUAAUUUCUAAAGUUUUAUAUACUUUUAUAUUAUAGGCACAUUUUAAUAAUGGUAUGGUUUUAAAAGGUGGCAUUCUCGCUCGAUUAAUUUUCUAGUAGUUCAUAUACUUUAACACGUUGUUGGACUCUACCCGAAUGAAAAUUAGGUGCAAUAUGACACAUUAUAGUAUGUAAUGUUUGAGAAAGCCUUAAACCUUAUAAUUUAUUAGGGACUAUUUUUAGUAGAAAAGAAAGGGUUUUUAGUAGGUUUUAGAAAAUGUAAAAAAAAAACAGCCCUAACCGUCAUGUCACAUCACACCCAGUAAUUUCAUUGUGAUGCGACACGACUGCUUCAAGCCGUUAUUUGGCAAAAAAUAAGCUAACAUACCUACAUAAAUAUACUAUCUGAAAUAAAAAAAAGACUUACAAGUUAUACAACAUUAUAUUUAUUUGGCUAGGUAAAUACUAAUGAUACAACAAAUCAAAAGAAAGAAAACAAACAUAAUUUUUAAAACGAAAACAUAAAAAGCAUUGGAAAUUUAGCCAAAUACCACAAAAUAAACUAAAACCAAAGUAAACCUGACCACCCAUAGUUUUUUAUUAUGGUUAUUGAGUAUGCCAUUCCUCAAAACAUUCCGGGCAAAGAGCGGUUUUACAAACUUUACACCUAUAGCUUGUUUCUAUGCGUAUUCCAUUUUUGGUGCAGACUUUACACCGGAGAAAAUGAUUUUUUCUUUUAGCACCCCCCUGCAAUAGAAUUUUUUCUGGAAAAUGUCCAAUUAUGGGAACUUGAGCAUCCACCUGCGUAACCUUUUUUUGUAAUCGAUUUGAAUGGAUCGAAAGCUUACGAAGCAUAUCAUUAGGUGUCAUAUUUGCUUUAAUUUCUAUCAGCUGUCUUAUGAGCUCAUCGCAAAACUCUAAAAAUCUAAUGUUUUUUUUUUUUGUAAAGGUAAAACGAAUUCCACACUGCUAUGUCAAUUAGGUGAAAAAUCACUUUCUUAUUCCACUUAAUAGCUUUGCUCGGUGACGAAUAAUAUGAUGUCAUUUGAUCACAAUCUGUCGACGCCACUCAUAUAGGUAUUAUAAAUAAGGAAACUUCGGCUUAAUUUUUUUGACAUCGUAGCCAUUAGUUACUUCUAUUAAUUCAGGAUGAUUUAGUGUGGUUAUAGGCAAUACGUCUCGUUUAUCCUUCUAUUUGGAAAUAUAAACCUGUUCUUGCCUUCUCCAGGUGUAAUCGUCCUUUUUCAGUUUUUUUGUAACUAUUACUUUCGGGUUCCCUUUUCUGUUACCUCGAAGAGUUCUAACACUAUGUGUUUUUUUUUGUAAUAAGGUGUUGGAUAAUGAUACACUAUUGUAAUAGUUGUCCAUAUAUGCACACCUGCCCUUUAUUCAGGUAAGGAUUCAUAAGCCGAUUUACCAAGUCUUCAAUUUUUGAGCAUUUGACUUCUUCUUUUUCUGCAAAAUCUAUUUCUAUAUUGAGGACAAAGCCAUCAGCAGAGGUCAGCUCAUAGAACUUCAUGCCAUAUUUGGCUUUUUUGCCUUUCAUAUAUGUGCAAAAUCGGAGUCUUGCUCUAUGUAAUAAAAAGGACUCGUCAAGAGAAAGUUCUUUUUGAGGAGAGUAAGAUGAUUGGAAACUUUUAAUUAGCAUAUUCGAUAAAGGGUUUACCUUAGCCAUUCCCUUCGCAUUUUUAGGUGCAACUGACAAAAAUUGCAACAAUUGUUCGUAUCUUCUUCCAGGCAUAAUAUGCAAAAAAAAUAGAUGAAAAUACAACGGGUUUGUUCUAAAUAGCCGUCGCCUGUGGAAUAUAGAAACUUGAGCCUGUAAAAGGAAUAAUCGUAUAAAUUUUUUCAUUUCCUGAGAGGUUGGUUCGCGAAAAGUGCUUUUCUUGGUAUAGAGAGUUAGUGGCCUGUUUAUAUUGCAAACCGUUUUGCCAUAUUCAUUUGUACACCGCACAAGUUAUAAAAUGUCUGGAGUGAAAACUGCACUAAACGCUUCUAAAGGCGUCAUAUCAGGUUGUAGAUUUACCUUCACACCAACCUCGUCCUCAUUAAAAUAAAAUAAGGGUAUUUCUUUUACACUUUCCUUCCACUCUUCUAGUUCCUCUAUUUGUCCUGCUGCAUUAUCUUCUUCCUGCUCUAUGUCACUAUCAGAACCAGUGUCAAUGUCUUCCUCAGCCUCUUCGGAUGAAGGUGGUAAUUGUCUAUAGUUGUUUGAACUAGAAGGGUCCGGCGGAAGGGAACAGUCACUAUCUGAAUAGAAUUCCUCCUUAUUUGGGUCAAAAUUAAGGUCGGAACCAAAUUCUCCAUCAUCGCUAAAUGGAUCAUGAAUAGUUGAGUGAUCGCUGUCUUCUUUAUCGGAACUUGCGUCUUCAAAUAGACGUAAAAGACAAUUUUGUUCGCGCUCAUAAUCCCCUGCCAUCGAAAACAAUAUGUAAAUAAAUAGAAUAAUUUAAAAAAAUAAUACGCAAAUAACACACUUUUUAUAUUCCAACAAUUCUAAAUAAUUUAGUUACCCUUUUAUUUACAAAAUUCCAACCACGUGCAAUAACAAAAACAAAUACCUUCAUAAAUCGACACAGAAAUGAUGACGCGUGUCGUUUUACUGUCGCUUGGACGGCUACAGCAGUCAUGACGGCAGCAGUCAUGGGUCAAUAUAAGCUGCAAUUCGACACAUUAUAUAUAUUUACAAUAGCACGUUGUGACACAUCCGAAUUGGUAUUGACGGCUAUAGACGUUAUGUCAUAUUGCACGACUUUUAAAUCGACGGCUAUAGCCGUAGUGUCCAACAAUGUGAAGAAAAACUUCAGAAUAAGUCAAAUCGGUGUGGCCAAAAUUGUGAUUUUGCCCUAUUGUUAAAUUUCACGAGCAAAUCUUCAUUUAGGAAAAUGUGUUUUUCCUGUAAAGAAAAGGGAGAUUGGCAAAACUAGUAUUUCUUUAAAAUUAUGUCCCUUACUUUAGAAAGAGUUGCACAGAUACUUUCUUGAAAAAUUAUUAAAAAAAAAGGUAAUUCGACGCACCUUAAAUAUGGAAAAAACCAUAUACAACUGUAAUAACACUGCCCUAAUUUUUGAUAGUAAUCUUUACUACUCUUAUAAAUUAUUUAUUGCCGCUCUUAUUUUAGGCUGAUUUUUACGUACAUACAUGUAGGAAAAACCUUCAUCUGACAUCACUGCUUUUGUGUUUUAGUGAAACCAAUUCAACUCUUCAUUUUCUAAGGUAAAAAACUGAGUACCUACUUAAACGCACGUUGCCAAAAUAAUAAAUCUCCUGAGAUUUUCAAUAAUUGAUUUUAAUAAUUGGACUGUUUUUAGGAAAAAAAAAAGACCUAUCCCUUUCUUAUAUUAAAUUUUUACUUGCAUUAAAAGUGACGUUGCCAAAACUGUAUUUUUAGUUCCAUUAUAUAUUUAAAUACAAAAAAAAAUUUUUUUUUUUUUAGAAUAUGUUAAUGCCGGGUGGUCAAAGAUGAUUAGUUUUUUAAAAUUGGGAUUCUAUUAGUAAAACUAAUUAAAUUCUUCAAUCAAAGCAAAACUCUAUUAUUAUCGAUCAUUUAAGGUUAAAAGCCGAGUAGUUUCUUCAAUACAUAAUAAACGUAGGGUUGUCAAAAUUAUAAAUUUUCUGAGUUUCUCAAUAAUCGGUUCUCUUUUUAUAAAACACAAAUAAGCAGUGUUGCCAAAGCAGUAGUUUUUCCUAACAUUUUGAGUUCAUAAAUCACACAGAAUCAAAACUAACCUCACAUAACAUGAUCAGUUCUAGUGCUUAAAAUUUACCUCUUAUCAUUUAGAAAAAUAGUAAGAAAAACUCUCAAGCAAACUAGCUCAGUAUUGUCAAACUUUAUGACUCCCUGGAAUAAUUUUUAUUUAAAUAAGUAGAUGGUAGCUCCUUCUAAUGCAAGUAAAAGCGACGUUGCCAAAAAGUUUAUUUUUUUAUUAUAACUGCGUAAAAGUUUUACCAAAAAUCUAGAUUAAAGGGCGAUUACCAAACUUGAAAAUCUAAUAGGGCUAAAAUAAUGAAAGCAAAAUAUCAUUUUAACAAAAACCCAAUAAAUAAUGUUGAAUAUAUACUGGAUUGUAUAAUGUGAAUUGUAAAAGUAACAUUUACAAAAUACUGUAGGUUGUACGUAUUGUAUGUAAGUAAAUAGUUUAAGGAUACAGAGUGUAAAAAGUUGUAAACGAUUGAAUAGUUUGAUCAAACCAGUUAGACACUGCCAUUUAACUGUAAAGACCCCGCGGUUCCGGUUUUAGCGGAAACGGGUCGGAAUUUUUAAUUAAGUAGGUAAAUAUUAUUACAAUUAUUAUUAUUCUAAUUAUUAUUAAUAUUAUUAUCAAAAAUCGUAUUAAGUAGGUUCGAUUUUUUUAGUUAAAACAAUUAUGUGUUCGCAAUAUAUAUUUUAAUUAUACGGUUUUAUAUAAUUUUUUUUGGGGGGGUUCUAUAUAGGUCAAUGACGUUUGUGAUUUUUAUUGAAUUACUGUAAUGUGUUCUUGAGAUUUAGAUGAAGCGUAGGCCUUAAAAGUUAUUUUUUUUAUUUUUAAUUUUUUUCUUUUUUAUGGCCGAAUACUUUUCCAUUCUCAGUAGAGAGAAAAGCAUGGCUUAAGAUAAUAAUAAUUUAUUUUUCAACGUAAACUGCCAUUAAAACAACUGCCAAUUGUAGUGACUUACGUAAAAAUACGAACAAAUUGUGUCUAUGUUACAGAAAUUUAUUUAUUAAUUUUUUUUUGGUUAAAGUGCCAUUCCAAAGCGUCUCUAAAUUUAUACAUAGGGUGAGUGCACUAAUGUUAACUUCUUUAUUUUUGGAGAUUAGUUAAAUAAAAAAAAAAAACUUUUCUGCGAUUAUGGUCAAAUCACGAGACAGUUUUACCACUAACCAAAACUCUUUAAUUUACUCUCGACACGUGUUUCGCUAGCAUUGUUAGCAUUUUCGGGGGAAGAUUAAAAAUAGUUUUUAAUCUUUAAUACCAUUGAUCAUAAUUAUAAUUUAUUAUCCAAACUGUUUUGCCAAUAUUGCGGCUUCUUCAUAAAAAAAGCUUGAAGAAACGAAAAAUGAUAUAAUGUUUCUUUGAAAGAUCAGAUGUUAGUGAAACAUUUGUCAACUUUAAAUGACAACAUAUAAAAAUCAACUGUUAACAACAGCACAGAAGUAAAUAAAUAAAUUGUGAUCUGGCAACAAUGGCCUGACGUGUUUUUUCUUAUAUAUAUCCUGUUGUGUUUUCAUCCUCCUCUUUCAUAAGUCGUUGAUCAAUCAUCAGAUGAUGCCUCGUGUUUCUUCAUCAUUUAAGUUCUGGGAAUGUGCGACACAGUUUUGCAUAAAUUCAAAGUAUGUGCCAAGUAUAAAAUACGUGAUUUGAACACUCACAGAUGGUUUGUGCUUAAUAAACUUACAUGUCAAAUAGUGAUGCAAUAUUAUCAAAUAAAAUAUCUACAGCGCUGCCGGAUGUUAUAUAGUAUCUUUAAAAUAGCUAUGAGGUUAUUCUGAUAACUAACUAAUUUUGGAUUUCCAUUUAAGCAAUUAAAGUGAAAAAUAUAAAAAAAUUACUUAAAAUAUAAAAGUUUAAAUAUUUUCUUUGGUAUUAAAAUCAACUUGAGAUGAUAAGUCCAUAUAACUUUUUUUUGUCUAUAACAACAUUUCUUAUCGAUCUGUGUCAUAAAACUUAGGACGUCCCAUUUAAAAAGUUAACUUUUUAUUUUGAAUAAUUUAAAAGUCUUGGGUUAAAUUUUUUUCUGUUUUUACUACGUUAAAUUAGCUUUCAUAAUUUAAUUACAUUUGUAUCUCCAAAAAUAAAGAAGUUAAUAAUACUACUUUGAGUAAUUUCAGACCAUGUAUUAAACAGAUCCCCACUAUUUUAAUUUAGCAAAUAAUUAAAAAUUUUGUGUUCUUUUACUUGAAACUUAUCGCUUCGUAUAUUUUUAGUUUAGUUAGCGUCAAAUUUUCGAAAUGAUCUCAGAAUAUUACUUUCGGAAGUAACUCCUUGAAAAUUGUUUUUUUUUUUAAUUCGAUUUUCUUGUACUUAAAAAAUAAUUCAACGUUUCGUCGUUAUUUUAUUAAAAUAUCGUAUUAGACGCAGACUGAAAAAUACAAAUUUUUAGAACAGACUGAUUUUUUUUUUAAUAUAUUUUAGAUAUUUUUUCAAAAUUUCUCCGAAAAAUGUCUCAAAUAUACGAAAAUAGUUUAGGAUUUUUUUUUAAUGCUACUUGCUUCCAAUAUACAUGAUGUGAGUUUAGGCUUGUUUUUAAUUUUUAAAAAAACAGUUUUAGUUUUUGGAAGUUUGUAAAUAAACGAUUUAGUACUUAAUUUCCAUUAACAAAAUUCCGAUGGAAAGAAUGAUGUACCAUGUUGUAAAUAAAACAGUUUACAAAUUAAUUCAAAGCAAUCUUAAAUAUUAACCGAUAUAAUAUAGUGGAAGUUACAUAUUAAUAUACAAGAAAGAAAAAAGUAAUUUUUUACACAGGAUACACAAAACAAAACAAAAAUUAAGACUGUUCGAAUUAAUAAAUAUCUUAUAACUCGUUUUAGGGAAAUUUUUAUCGUACUAGUUGCAUUUUUGUAUAAAGUAUAUAAUUGUGUUCAAUUUAUUAACUUUAUUAUUGCAGUUUUUCUUAAGUGUGCUUAAAUGGUCUGAAAUAAAACGGACGUAAUUUAUAUGACUUGGAAUUUUAAGCCUCAGUUUUAAUUAUUUUGCAUUAUUUCAAUUCACAUUUAAAAGAAAACCUAUACAGCGUGAGCCAUUUACUACUGUCCAUAUUUCUUAAAAGAUGUCUUUAGUAGAUAUUAUUUAAUCCAGAUUAAAUAAUAUGUGUAUGAAAUAAUAUGUAUAAGUGGUAUGACCAAUUAUCUAAGAAUUGGUAAUUGGUGUUCCACUAGAAGGCUAUAUCCAAGUUGACUUGGUUUUAGUCCAAAGAGUGACUUGGAGAAUUUCGCUCACUACCACUUCAAAUAUCUGCAUCCUUCUUCUAUAUUGAUAAUAUACGAACUUCAAAAUUCCAAUAUAAGGAAUGAGUUGCUGAUUUAGAAUUGAAUUUCUUGUAAGAUUAUGGUGUUGAUCAAUAAUUUAUUGUUUCAUUGAUAUUCUUGUAAGCUUAACACGUUAACUGCCAUGUGUACCAUAUAUGGACACAGUCAAUUUUUAUUCAGCGCAUUGUGUACCACCAGUGGACACAGAACUUCUUACCUUCCAAGCCAUGUGUACAUGGGGCGGCCACAUUAAGCGUUGAUUCAAAUGUAUGUAUGGAUUGGUCUGGUGUAGGAAAUAGUUUGUUUGAGAAUGGCUCGGGAAUAUUUUUGUUUUUCGAAAUAAUAUGACACAAGAUAUUGACGUUUUUAAAUGAUACGUUUAUUUUUUCAAUGGGCAGUAAUUUAACAUGUAAAAUUGUUAUUUAUAAUUAUAAAAUAAACAAACAAAUUUUAAAAACAAAAUUCUUCAAAAUGAAGAGAUAAUUUUAAAUUUUUAAAAACAUGUUUUUAGAAAAAAACAGUCCAUACAAAUAAAAAUAUUUUCGUCACAACCUAGACAUACGUAAGAAACUCUUUUGGUAUUUUUUACAGCAUAGUUACGCCCCUGUUCUUGUGAGCUUUUUUCGUAGCAAUAUCUGCACCUGCCUCUUUUUAGCUUUUUCUCGUUAUCUGUCUUUUCGGAAACUUUGUGCUCUUUUGAGGGAUUCAUUGGGAUUGGCGGUACUGCCGUUUCCAAAAGUUGCAUGGCAAGAUUUUCAUUUUUUUUUACGAUUGAGGUACCUGUAAUAAAUUCAAAGGACAAUUUUCUGUACCAUUUAGCUGACUUUCUAAGAGAAUUUGAAUAAGCUGACAUUUGGUCUGACAUAUCAACAAAUUAUUUGACCUUAUUAUAGUCGAUUAUUGCAGAAGGUUUGAGCCUAGGAUCCUCUCUAUGGUGUACUUCCUUUAGUUCAUCUGUAUGUUUUGUGGAUAAGAAGAGCACGUCCCUCUUGUCAUGCCACUUCAUAACAACAACUUUAUUUUUAUUUUGUUUUGCAACAAUUUCCCCUUUUUUUAAUUUUGCAUCAACUACAGAUUUUGGUAGGUUUCUUCUGUUUUUACGAAUCGUUCCAACUAGAUGAGUUGAUCUAUUUUGCAACUUUUCCGCAAGAGGAAUAGAGGUGUACCAAUUCUCUCCAAAAAGGGUCCGGCCACUAUCAAGCAAUGGUUGCAACAUUUCCAUAACAAUAGAUUCCGCAACCGAUUGUCCAUUUAUUUUCUCUUUACCACAAUAUACUUUCAGAUACUUUAUAAACUUUAAUGCCGAACUUAUGUCGUUUUCCUUUUAUAUACUGUCGAAAAGAUAAUUUACCUCGAAAAGGUAUCAUGGUUUCAUCGAUGCAAAGAGACUCUUCUGGAAUAAUGCAGAAAGAAGCAUUCUUAUUCAGCAUAUCAACAAGACAUUGAAUUUUAUGAAGCCGGUCAUUGGGAGGACAAUCUUCAUUAUUUGCCAAAUGAAACAUACGUAAAAGCAGCUCAAAUCUAUUCCGCGGUAAAUAUUUUGAUAUUUCGUAUUUAUAUAAUGCAUGUUUGCGCCAAUAAUCUUUUAGUGAUGGUUUUUUAUCCAAUCCCAUCCAAAUUAAAAUAACAAUAAAUAUUCGUAUUUCGUUAUAAUUAGUAUCCACCCAUGCAUUUAGGCGAGAAUAUUGGCCAAUAUUUUCAUUCGUUAUGAAAAGGAUAAUUUGCUGUUCCGCGUAUCUAUUUGUUUCGACAACGAUCUUAUUAAUAACAUCGUCGGAUACAAGUAAUUCAAAAAAAUGAAGUUCAUCCUUACCGCGCAUUUGGGUCUGCAAGGCUAGUGAAAUUCCAAUAUUCAUUGGUAGAGUGAAUGUCGAAAAAUGUCCUGAAGCUGGUCUCCACUCCGGUCUUUCAUCAUUGCCUGAAGAAUCUAUGUCUAUAUCUAACUGAGCAGAUGUUGAAGGCUCGGAAGUAUUUAAAAAAAUAGAGGGUAGUGUAUAAGAAGAUAAUCAUUACUAGGAAGAGAAAAUAUGAAUUUUAGACGUUAAAUUUGAUAUACAUAAGUAUUCCACUUAGUUUCGUACGCGAGUUAGUAUAUUGAAACUUUUUACAGUACUGUUUUUUUCUAAUAACAUUUUAGAAAAUAAACUAUGUAUAAAAAAUGGACUUGCCAAACCGCCUACGUACCUAACUGACGUACAUACUUCAUCUUUUUCUUUUUAGGGCGGUCUUCUUCAGAACUGCUUGAAGAUAUCUCGCCGGCCAAAUAUGUCGGAUCCAAGUCAGAAUCUGAGAUAUUUGAAAACUCGUCACUCAUGUCGAGGUCUCUAUAAAUCUCUAUUUCUUCUGCUGCAGCCUCCAGUGCUUGUUGCAUAUCAGUAUCAGAAAUAAUUCUUUUCUUUGCCGCCAUUGCUCCUCCAAAUUAUAGCCCACAAAACAACAUGUCUUUACACCGAUGUUUAUAGAAGGAAUGACUGAAGAAGGAAACAAACAUAAAAUGCACGUGGUAUUUGCGCUUCUAGUGAAAACCGUACAACUGCUGCCAUCUCUCCAGGCGAAUCAAAAUUGACCUUGUAUGUGUCCAGAUAAGGUACACAUGGCACACGACAUUAAAAAAUAAAACCUGUACAAUCAGGUGCCAUGUGUACCAUAUUUGGACACAGCUUUUUUAAACUAAAAAAAGCAGAAAUUACAUAAAUUUUUACACAUCGUUCGUUUUGAUGCACACAGACACUGUUUUUAAUAAAAAAGUUACGUGGCCCGUAGGACUCGGAAAUUUUUUUUUUCCGGUAAUUGGGACUGGCAGAUAACGUGUUAAGGACAUAGUGAAUAACUAGUACAAAAAAAUCUACAACAAUUCAAGAAACUUAAGUUAUAAGACUCAUUAAUCAGACUUAUUGCCUGUAAAAGUUUUUUCCUAAGAUCUGAAUGAGUUACUCCUAUUGAAUCAGAACUGUUCUUCAAAAAGAUCGUCUGGUGUUAUAAGAAUAUCUUAAAAAAAGAUAUCUGUAUCUUGUGCUUGGUUGUAAAGCAACGAUUAUAAAUUGAAAUACUUAAUAUUAGUGUUUUUAUUAAGGUUGAAACAGUAUCAGUGAUCUUUGUCAUAUGAAUAAAUGCCACCAUUUAUGUUUCACUUCAUAAGUUUAUUUAUUUUCCUUGGUUGCUUCUCUCACGAUAGCUGUAACGAAUAGAUUUUGUGCAGAUAUGUCACAAAAUAUACCGAUUCCAAUUGCUCUCAAUUUAUUGUAGAUGGAGACUAUAAUCCUAGAGUUAUGCACAUUCGAAUUAAAAUAGCAACUGUAACCUUCGUCUCAAUUACGUGAUUUUUAGUUAGAAUUUCUUUGAGUGCCCAAUUUAAGAACUUUCAAUCCCAUUUACCCAUGUACGAUGUGUAGUUAUCAAUUAAAUCCUAAUAAAUGAGUUAUAAAAUAGCUGCAUCUCGUUGCUAAAUUUAUCUUUCAUUGUGAGUUCGUUUUUCUGCUCUGCUACUGUAGAUACUCUUUGCCGUAUUAUUUUAGAAUUGUCUGUUUUCUUGAUCUAUUUUUAUCGCCUGACCUCGAUAUUUACAAAUAUUAAUUCCCUUGAUUAUUAUGGUUUUAGUUUAGCUACUAAGGACUUCGCCAAAGCUUUUCUUUUAGUUGCUAUUGCUUGUUUUUGUUUUUUUUGUCUAAUUGCUUUUAUUUAAAAUCACCAAAUAAUUUAGCUAUUACCUCCUAGCACUACUUAAUUUUAAAACGGACUUUCUCCACUUAUUCCUUAUUCGCCAGGAAGUUUUUACGUAGUAAAUCAUCGAAGAAGAUAUCCAUGCCAUUGCUGCUGCCACUUCCCUACUGAUUACUGAUUUGUAUUUUUUUAUUGUUAUUUUGGAUUCCAAAUGGCCUUGACUCUUAUCAUUGACCUAUCAAGUUCUUUAGGUACAUAUGUGAGUUUAAAAGUCCAAAUUAACUGAUCUUAUUUUUAUCCAUUUGUAACGGUAUUCAACUAGGUUUCGUACGUGGUCUACGAAGGUUUGUUUUAAUAUUUGGAAAUACUUUAUUAAACUUCAUCAAAUGUAUCUUAAAGUCCAGAUUAGAUAUGAUCAUUGGGAGAUAUGAUGGUUUUAGUCCAAAUAUAAGGACAUAUUUUAUAAACAUGUCGAACAUUUUGUGGAACUCUAUAAAAAAUAAUGAUAUCUAUCAACUUAUCUUUUGAGAUAUUUUUAAUGUAUCUCAGAUUAACAGAGAUCAAGAAAUAAGUCUUUAUUAUUUAUAUCCUUCUAUGGUUUUAAUAAAAAAAUAAUUAAUCUCAGGCACUGUUUUAAAAUUCCAAGUUCUCUACUCUGUCUAACUAACGUUUUAUUUCAGACCUAACAAGUAUCGAAUAAAAUAAAACAAAAAUUGGAGAUUGUUUAACGACGAAGAAAGUUUUUGAACUAUGAAUGUUAAAAUAGAGGUAUAGAAAAUAAAUAAGGGUUAGUCUCACCACAUACUCCCCACACCAGGGUAAGUGACGAGACGUGGUGUUGAUUGAUCUAAAAAGUAGUGAUAAGUGUUAGUGAAAGAAUAGAGAGUAUUUAAAAGAAAAAAAAAUGGUUUGUAAAAAGUAUUGCUUAUAAUAUUAAUGUGAAAGGGUAUAAUUUGAACCUUUGAUUGGUGUAUUAUUAAUAUAUAAUUGAAAUCUGUUAGAAGUUACGUAAUCGUCAGCAGCUUUACUUUUAGGGCACGGAUUGAAUAACUCUUGGAAGGCAAUAGAGUUGAAAAUGUCUAAGAUGCAAUCGGUAGUUAUUGUAGUGAUAUUUGAAUGAAAUAUGUUAGAUGGUUUUCUUGUGGUGGUGUAAAAGCAGGAAUAAAAGUAGCAAAUUUUUUUAUUUUUAGAAAAUUGGUGCCCAACGUGGGACAAAAAUAAAAUGAUGGAAUUGCGAAAUUUACUUAGUUUGUGAGUUUACAGCACCAAAAGUAAACCUAGAGUGUACAUAAAGCUGUCAAAGUAUGGAACAAUUUCCAAUAAAUCAUGUAUAUAAUUUAAUUAUCUGUAAGUCUAUAAUUUUUGCCUCUCCUACAUUAAACCAACAAAAUUGAACCCGUUUUUUAUUUAACUGUUUCGGUUAGAAUGUAAACAAAUUCUACCUCACUGAUUAUCUAUAGGUUUUUAUUUUCGAUUUUUUGUUUGUUUGUUUUCUCCUUAAGCUCGGUUUUUUAUGGUUUAAUUAACUUCUAUUGCGGUAUAAUAAAAGUGACUAAUUUCACCGUAAAAAACUUGAGCUAAAAGUGCUCCUUAGUUAGCGAUAUAUUAGUUCUGUUCGAAUCUAAGACUGUUUGCAGUGAGGAGUUUUUUUUAGUUUUAUUAUUUUAAGGUUUCUACACCUAACUGCAUUUUAAUUGUGAUUCGGCAGAAUAAUUAUUAAGAAUAUUUUAUUUGUAUUUAAAGCUAUUAAAUAAAUUUGUGUAAAUAAUAA